AUGAAUUCAAAUAAUUCAGAUUUAAAUACAAUACCUAUUUAUAAAUUAUAUUUUGAUGAUAUUGAAGAAAUAUUUUUUAAUACAGUAUCAUUUAAAUAUCUAUUUAUUUCAACAAUAAUAAUAUGUUUCUUUAUAUUAGCUAGUAUUAUUAUAUUAUUAUAUAGAUCAAAAACAAUAUUUCUUGCAUGUCUUAUACCAUUUAUAUAUUCUUUAUUAUUUUAUGAUUUUAUUCAAUUAUUAUCAAUUAUUUUACUUAAGUAUAAUUUAAUAAAUUUAAAUGAAAAUUAUUUUGGUGAAAUAUGUCGUUGGCCUUAUUAUUUAAAAGCAUCAUCCGAAGCAGGACAAUGUAUAACAUUAAUAUUUAUAUAUGCAAUACGAUGUCAAAAAGUUCGACAUUUUUUAAAACAUAAUUAUUUACCAAAUACUGGUAAUAUUCAUUCACGUGCAUUAACAUUUGUUUGUUUAUUAUUUGUUAUUUAUGUUAAUAAUUGGAUAACACAUUUAAAAAUAGAAAAAAUUCAUUUAGUUACAUUAAAUGAAUCAAAUCAUGAAAUAAAUAUUGAAGAAUAUCCAAUAACAUUUUAUGGAAAAAAUCAUAUUAAAUUAAAUGAUUAUCAACAAUUUUAUACUGAUUUAAAUAAAUAUGCACAAAAUUAUGAAAAAAUUCAAAUAGGACAAAAUAAUCCCGGAGAAAUAAUACAUAAUGAAAAAGAUGAUACAAUGCAUGUUUUUAUUAAAAUUCCAUAUGAUAAUAUAUUUGGUCAACAUAAUUCAAUUAUAUUUAAUCGUACAAAACGUAAAAAAAAAAAUUUUCGUCGUCAUAUUAAAAAUAAAACAUUUUAUGGUAAUAAUUCAUAUCGUAUACAUCGUUGUACAUUUGGACAACGAAAUUUUUUUUUAGCAAAUUUUUUAUCAUUAAUACAUUCAAUAUUUUAUUUAAUAUUAAUUAUUUAUUAUUUAACAACAAUAUAUCGUUAUAAAAUUCCAUAUAUUAAAACAGAUUAUUAUCAAAAAUUACUUAAUGAAAUACAUAAUAAUGGACGAAAAAAAACAAUUGAACGUUAUAAACAAAUAAUAUUAUUAACACAUUUAAGACAAUUUCAAUAUUUAAUUGUUUAUUGUUAUACAAUAAUAACAUUAAUACGUCUUAUUUAUAUAUGUUCAUUUACAUUAAUAUUAUGUUUAAUACAAUCACCAUUUAAAUGGUUAACAAUAAAAAUAUUUUAUUAUAUACUUUUUAUUAUUGUAUAUUAUUCAAUACCAUUACGUAUGAUAUUAUUAUUUAUUUAUUUAUUUUUAAGUUUAUUUUCAUCACAUAUUAAUUCAAUAUUUUAUUAUAUAUUUCAUACAAAAUUACAUUUUUCAUGUCAAUUACGUAAACCAACUGUACGUUUUCAUUUACAUAUUGUACAAUAUCAUCAAGAAAAUAUACAAAAUAAAAAAAAUUCAAAAGAUUCAUUAGUUCUUGAUUUAACAUCAUCUGUUAUUGAUGAACAAUCACCAAUGUAUUUAAAUGAAACAAUUGGUAUUUAUGAAGAAAAUAGUAUUAGUCAACCUCGAGUAAGAACAAGUAGUUUUGGAAUUAUACAUGAAUCUGAACUUAGUAACCUGUGA
Rotaria sp. Silwood1 is the source of this 1614-nucleotide messenger RNA. Lineage: Eukaryota; Metazoa; Rotifera; Eurotatoria; Philodinida; Philodinidae. The record is from the annotation of a GenBank genome assembly.